UAUAAUUGUGGUGCAGCAGUCGUCGAACAAGUUAUUCGACAGAUAGGAACAUAGUCCCUACAAUGAAGAUCUGGGCAUCUGAGCACAUUUUCAACCACCCUUGGGAGACGGUGACCAAAGCUGCCAUGCAGAAGUACCCCAACCCCAUGAACCCUAGCGUGUUUGGAGUGGAUGUUCUGGACAGGAGUGUGGACGAGCAAGGCCGUCUCCACAGCAAGAGGCUCCUCAGCACUGAAUGGGGUCUUCCCUCCAUUGUUAAAUCUAUUAUCGGGAACAUUCGGACAUGCACAUACAUUCAGGAGCACUCUGUUGUGGACCCCAAAGAGAGAACAUUAGAACUUCAGUCUGCAAAUAUCACAUUCACCAACCUGGUGUCAGUGGAUGAGAGGCUCACGUACAGGCCUCACCCUGAAGACUCAGAGAAGACUAUACUGACGCAGGAGGCCAUCAUCUCUGUGAAGGGUGUUAGUCUGAGCAGUUACCUGGAAGGGCUUAUGGCCAGCACCAUUUCCACAAAUGCAGGAAAGGGUCGAGAGGCGAUGGAGUGGGUGAUACGGAGAUUGAACACUGAAAUCGAGGACCUCGCAGCCACAGCAAGGGGAACCAUGAGAACACCAAUGGCGGCCGCGGUCACAGAAAAAUGAGAUCUCUGUCUCUCCCUCACUGUCUCUCUACCUCACACUGCAUUCCCUUUACUCAGGGGCACACUCAGUACCACAGAAACAGCCUUCCUCCCUGUUGCUCCAUUUUUUAAUUUUUUUUUUUUAACCAACAUGGCUUUUCUUCCCGUUCAGGGAAACACAAUUGAGCCAUUGUCUUCAUCAUGAGUGUCUACAUUAGAUGCUGGGUGGACUCAGAAGGUCACAAAUAGGAAAGCUGUUUAUCUUCGGAGAGAGGCCUGAUGUGUGGUUAGCAGGGUUUUUCACAUCAUAGAGAAAAACAGGAUUAGGUGGUAUUUAGUAAAUUUACUGUGAAUAAACUUCAUAUGAAUAAUCUCCGCAUAAAGAGGUAGUGGUAAACUUUUCCCGUUGGUUUAUCUGUAAGGCUGGCACAGCAACAUCUCUGCUUGCAUGGAGAACUGAGGAGGGUCUUAUUUCAGGGGUGAUUCGAUCGAGAGAGAGAGAGAGAAGUGGAGGCCUGAGAUGUUGGAACAGUGGCUGUGGAAGAAUGUGAGCAGGUUUAAUGAGGUUUUGUGCAAUGUGGUGUCACAGGUUCAGUUUGUUUUUCAAACAGAGAUAAUUGCAUUGGGUUGUACUAAGCUGGCUCUGUUAGAAUUCCUCUUAGGUCUUUGUCUACUGGAAAGCCCAUUGCAGAGCACAUGGGUGUGCUCUCUUUUGCCAGGGUCUCUAAACCUGGCUGUCACCUACAGUGCUUGUCAUGUGUGCACCAACUAAAACAGAGGGAACAAACAAAACUGUUUUUUUUUAAUGUUUGAUAGAGGAUGGAGGAAAAUCUCUGGGUAAUGUACAGAAUCAUGGGGAAUUUAAAAUGGUAAUAUGAUCAAGUUAAAGUCUGUUUACAGAGAACAAGCUCUGGUCAGGACUGUGAUCAUUUAGCAUGGCCGCAGUGUGAAUGGGGGUGGGUGUUAUUUUUUAUUUUUUCCAGACAAAAUCAAGAUGAAAGGCCUUAGCCUGUGUCAGCCCAUUCACAUUUACACCCCUCUGUGAGAGAAUGUGCAAAGAAAGGGACUGUACAAACUAGACCAUUGAAAUCACUUAAGAACAUGGUGUAUCUGUUGUUUGGAUAGGCAAAGCUUUUUCACAGUGUGUCAGAUUUGAUUCAUUUUAAUCAGGUUUUCUGAUAUUGCAAAGAGAUUUUAUUUUGCAUCAUCAGUGAUCUUUCUGACAGAUUGGUAUGUUAUUGAUUUGAUCUUAGCUAGCUCCCUGUGAACUUAAGCAUGAGGGAUGAGCUGUUUUGCAGCAUGUUUUUGCCAAAGCCCUCACUGAAACGUCACCAGCUCUUGUGUUUUUAACAACAGCACACACUGGGUGUGUGCAUUGUUUUAAAAUGCAACCACCGUGUAGAGGAGUGCCUUUAAACAGUCUGGAUGAAAGACGAGCAUGAUGUCUUAUCCCAACCUCUGUCUCAGAGGCCAAAAUUAGUGACUGCUCUCAGGAUGUCACAGCAUUUAGGUUAGUAUAUGUUGAACAGCCAAAUUAAACAUGCUAACAGGGAAAUGUCUGCAUAUGUGGUGAAACGGUUAUUUAUUUAUUUAUUUAUUUAUUUAAGUGACAUGAGUUAUCUUUGUUGUCUCAUACAGUGGUAAUAUAUGAACUAAGUACAGUGGCUUUCUGAAAGGCAAAAAAAAACAAUAGGCAAAAUUAUAGUUUGUACCUUGGCUUAUUUGGGGUUGAUUUAUUUUAGUAGAAUGGAAACUGUUUUUCAGGGGAACAAAAUAAGAUUAUCAGACAGGAGCUGUCCUCAGAGAACUUACUGUAUGUUAUCCAGAUUAUCACAGUAAAAGUAAAAUUUUACCAGACAUGUAUAAUAUGAAGAGCAGGGCCUUAGCUUGCCUUUGCACUUUUGAAUAUUGUGAAGAAUUGCACAGUAAGCACAAACAGGUAAAUGUGGUCCUAAUUCAAGAUUGAUUUUGGCCUCAUGAAUGGCCCUUUGCCGAUGAAUCUAUAUUGUGCAAACUCAUAUAAAAAGUUAUUCUAAAUUUUGAAUGUAAUGGUACUGAUGUGAUGAUGCACUGUUAUAACUGUACUGUUAUGUUUUUGGUGAAAGAACAUCCACAUUGGUUUACAAGUA
This is a messenger RNA of Chanos chanos (milkfish), 2751 nucleotides long. RefSeq names its product PRELI domain containing 3 (gene prelid3b). Lineage: Eukaryota; Metazoa; Chordata; Actinopteri; Gonorynchiformes; Chanidae. Bases 63 to 644 code for a protein of 193 amino acids. The record is from RefSeq and is a predicted model, not a curated record. Gene Ontology annotation, cellular component: mitochondrial intermembrane space. The transcript has 6 exons.